UUCCACCACCUCCGCCUCGCAACAAAGCCAGCGCUGGAAUGUGUUGCGCGCUGAGCGAGUUGCAUAGGGAAGAAUGCCUCCGUCAACUCCCACUUCCCGGAGAUCCAAUCCGAGGCGACGAGCUGUUUCAAGGCACCCUUUACAGUCACCGAUGGGGCAAAACAAAUCGUCGAACAUGCCAAACACAAAAUUAUUUUAUCAAAAUUGUAGUCCGAUCACACUCAGUCCACUGGACGACUGCUAAAUUAUCAGUCAGUUUUUCGUUUCCACUUUCGGAAAUGUCCACUCGAUGGGGUUGUUUAUCUGUAGUAAGGGGAACUUGAAACCGCCCCUGCCCCAUUUCCUUGGUUGUUUUGCUCCUUUCGCCUGGAUUCUCCAUGUUGGAGCAGCAGGGAGGUUUUAAACGGGACUGAAGGGGAGUGUGCACAAUACUGCUAGCUAGCAUGCUAAGCAAUACUGAUAGUAAGGGAAAACUGAGACGGGUAGCUAAGGGAGUAGCUACCCAGAGAAAACCCAAACACACCGCCCCUCCCAUGUGAACAAGCAACUACAGAGAAGCGCAGGGAAAUGAUAAAACACUGUUGGUGAAACAAACUGAACACGGAUAUCAACGACAGUUCACGUGAAAUUCGUUGGGAAGCUUACGCGUUUUUGGGGAAAACGGGUUUGAUUUUUUUGACGUUUGUUAGAUGGAAAGUUCUGUCAUCACCCAAGUGCGGAAAGAAGACGUUAAACUCUCGUCAAAAACAGCUCCGAAGAAGUCCUCCCCCAAGAAGCCCGGCAGCCCCAAACUCUUCAAAGCCCUCUUCUGCUGCCUGCGAGCACAGGAUGUCCUGCGGCCACCGUCCGCCACCCAGGAUGCCUCGCUGCGCCCCGAGGACGGUGGGCCGGUUGCUAAGGCCCUGGGACCCCGCCUGCUGCCCGAACUGACCGAGCAAGACCAGGGGAAGAUCUGUGUGGUCAUCGACUUGGACGAGACCCUGGUGCACAGCUCUUUCAAGCCAAUCAGCAAUGCUGAUUUUAUUGUGCCUGUGGAGAUUGAAGGAACCACACAUCAGGUGUACGUGCUGAAGAGGCCGCACGUGGACGUCUUCCUCCAGCGCAUGGGCGAGCUCUUCGAGUGCGUCCUCUUCACCGCCAGCCUCGCCAAGUAUGCAGACCCGGUGACGGACCAGCUGGACCAGCGCGGGGUGUUUCGCACGCGGCUGUUCCGCGAGUCCUGCGUCUUCCACCAGGGCUGCUACGUCAAGGACCUGAGCCGGCUAGGCCGCCAGCUGAGCAAGACGCUCAUCCUGGACAACUCGCCCGCCUCCUACAUCUUCCACCCGGAGAACGCCGUGCCCGUGGUGUCCUGGUUCGAUGACCUCAAAGAUGCCGAGCUGCUCAACCUCCUCCCCGUGUUCGAGGAGCUGAGCCGGGCGGAAGAUGUCUACUCCAGACUCGGGCAGAUGAGAGCCCCCUGACCCCGGUUUCUGCCCCACCCUCAGCAGGCGCUUUUCUUCUCACCCCGCAAAGCCAGUCUUUGUGUGGAGCCGGACACGAGCGUGUUGGGUUUGGUUUGUGGGGCUGUUUCAGCAGGGUCGGCCCAGAACGGGUCACUGGCAGACGGCAUGGUCAGGGUGAGUUUGAGGAGGGCAAAGACGGUCAGUUUGGCGAACAUGGUUAGGCAGAGUUGGCCUGUUAUUACCCUAGACUGGUCAGGGUUGGCCUGUUAUUACCCUAGACUGGUCAGGGUUGGCCUGUUAUUACCCUAGACUGGUCAGGGUUGGCCUGUUAUUACCCUAGACUGGUCAGGGUUGGCCUGUUAUUACCCUAGACUGGUCAGGGUUGGCCUGUUAUUACCCUAGACUGGUCAGGGUUGGCCUGUUAUUACCCUAGACUGGUCAGGGUUGGCCUGUUAUUACCCUAGACUGGUCAGGGUUGGCCUGUUAUUACCCUAGACUGGUCAGGGUUGGCCUGUUAUUACCCUAGACUGGUCAGGGUUAGGCUGUUAUUACCCUAGACUGGUCAGGGCUAGCCUGCUAUUACCCUAGACUGGUCAGGGUUGGCCUGUUAUUACCCUAGACUGGUCAGGGUUGGCCUGUUAUUACCCUAGACUGGUCAGGGUUGGCCUGUUAUUACCCUAGACUGGUCAGGGUUGGCCUGCUAUUACCCUAGACUGGUCAGGGUUAGCCUGUUACUACCCUAGACUGGUCAGGGCUAGCCUGCUAUUACCCUAGACUGGUCAGGGUUAGCCUGUUACUACCCUAGACUGGUC
This is a messenger RNA of Anguilla anguilla (European eel), 2257 nucleotides long. Its product is annotated as carboxy-terminal domain RNA polymerase II polypeptide A small phosphatase 2-like. The coding region runs from base 690 to 1463 and encodes 257 amino acids. NCBI's taxonomy places the organism in Eukaryota, Metazoa, Chordata, Actinopteri, Anguilliformes, Anguillidae. The record is from RefSeq and is a predicted model, not a curated record. The transcript has 7 exons. Gene Ontology annotation, molecular function: RNA polymerase II CTD heptapeptide repeat phosphatase activity.